AUGUUCGGAGUGACGGCUGAAGAAGCCAUGAACUCUGGAAUGGCAGCAGCGACCGAUGAAGCGGCUUUUACCGCGGAGUGGAAUGCGCCAGCAAUCCCACAAGCACCGACCUUCAAGGGAUCGACGAAGUUGGAGCGUCGCGUUUUUAUGCGCGAGUACCAAAAGUACUUGGCGCAGAUCAAUGCCCUGCAAUGCAAUGGAUCGCGUCCCUUUGUCAUGCCCGUGGGUACCUGCAUGGACCCGUUCUCGAAGCGAUGGAUCGCCAUGUUUGACCUCAACAAGGACCACAACCUUGUUUCUGAAGCCGAAAGAGUCCAGAGUUGGUCGUAUGCUGGAGGGGACCUUAUGCGUGUGCUGGAGCAAGAUCACCAGGAAUUGGUGCUCCAUCAAGAGGGCAAGGUCGUUGUCGAGGCGAUGGCACGUGCUGAAACGUUGAAGAUUGCGCCGGCUCCGGCAAUUUCCGCAGAUUUUCAGCUGUAUGUCGGUCUAAAAGAAGCACCCGUUGCUCCGCAGACGGCGAAUGCGGUUGGUGAAAGCGGCAUCCGCGGCAGAAGAAGUGAUGACGGCAGUCGUAGUGACGGGUGCCAUGACGGCGGCGCAAGGAACGCGCUGAAGGCGCAGCCAGUAGAGAAACCAGAUGCCUCGGGCGACAAGCACGAAGCGGCGCAGGGGAUGCUUGAAGCUGCACCUGGCGAGGCGCAGCUUCUGGUUGACGCGUUGGUCAAUAAGCAACGAGGCCAGAUUAACGUGUUGGCCGCCAAGUCCAAUCGCCGAGUUACGAAAGGUGUAGCUUUGGUGGAAGACUCUGUCCGAGUCGAGAAUCUCUUGCUCGACUCGGGGGCGGAUGUGAACGCCAUUUCGUGCGGUGUUAUGGAAGCAUUGACAGCGGCAGCCGUCGCUGUAGACAUCGUGGCCUGGGUCGACGACACGGCCUCGUCGUUCGAUCUAAUCAUCAGUCGUCCCGUCAUGGAAAUGCUCGGGUUCUCUGUGGACGACCUGCUCGUCGAAGCGCGGCAGCAGAAGUCGGAGUGGGAUGUGUCUGACGGCGUGGGCAUCCCAUAUUCCAACAUGGCGCACAGCGAUGGCAUUCAGUGUGCCACGCCCGACGUCAUGAACUCGAAGAUUGUCGAGGACAACAAAGCGACAUGCGGCAUGCGACGAUAUCCACCAGCGUACGUCGAGUACAUGCGCGAGCGUGUAGAGGCGCUGGAAGCGAAAGGUAUGGUGUACAAGAACAACCGGUCAAAGUGGGCCUCGGCGCUCCGCAUCGUGCCGAAGGAAGCCGCAGGAGCACUGCGAAUGACGAUUGAUAGUCGCCCUAUCAACGCAUGCACGGACCCGAUGCUGUGGUCCAUGCCUAACCUUGAUAGCGCACUUGCCUCCCUCGAAGGAACGAGUGACUACUUCAACUUGAACUGGACCAAGGGGUACUGGCUACUGCCGUUGCACUCUGACUCACAAGAAUAUUUUUCGUUCAUGACCCCCUUUGGCAUCAACACACCAACCCGCGUGCUCAUGGGUCAGACUGAUGCAGAGGCGUACUGCCAGUCUGUCGUGCGCCAAAUGUUCGACGACCUCUUGUUCCGCGGUCUGCUAGUGUGGUAG
Molecule: messenger RNA, 1605 nt
Organism: Aphanomyces invadans
Lineage: Eukaryota; Oomycota; Saprolegniomycetes; Saprolegniales; Verrucalvaceae
Exons: 8
Coding region: 1-1605 (534 amino acids)
Source: RefSeq, a predicted model, not a curated record